This is a messenger RNA of Dermatophagoides pteronyssinus (European house dust mite), 2141 nucleotides long. RefSeq lists its product as uncharacterized. Gene Ontology annotation, biological process: neuron differentiation; cell development; regulation of transcription by RNA polymerase II. Gene Ontology annotation, molecular function: RNA polymerase II cis-regulatory region sequence-specific DNA binding; DNA-binding transcription factor activity, RNA polymerase II-specific. The record is from RefSeq and is a predicted model, not a curated record. NCBI's taxonomy places the organism in Eukaryota, Metazoa, Arthropoda, Arachnida, Sarcoptiformes, Pyroglyphidae. Gene Ontology annotation, cellular component: nucleus.
GUUUUUUUUUUUGUUUUACAAUUAUUAUAACAUAAAAAUCAUUAGUUGAAAAUUCAUAUUGUUGAAGAAAUGUCAACGACAUUUGGAUUAAGUUUUGCUUCAUCAUUAUUGGUGGGUAAUAAUGAUGAUCAAAAUCAAUUGAACAGAACACCAAUCAAUAAUGUUGGACAUCAAUUGUCAUCAUCAUCAUCAACGAAUGGUAGUAAUAGUAAUAGUAGUAAUAGCAGUGUAAGAAGUUCCAGUUCAUCAUCAUCAAUGAAAUUAGAGCCAACGACAACAUCAUCUAUCAUCAUGAAUACUGGAUCAUCAAAUAGUACUGGACAACGAUCGGUGGCUGUUUCAAACUCAUUGACAGAAACAACUUUAGUAUCAAAUCGAAAUAAUUCUAGCCCACCAUCAAUACCGCCAUCAUCAUCAUCACGAUCACAGCAACCAAUAUCAUCAUCAUCAUCAUCAUCAUCAACAACAUUAUCGACAAGCGUAGCCGCAUCAUCAUCGAAUAGUUCCCCCACAUCAUUUAAACCAUCCAACUAUGAAACAACCAACAGUAAUGCACAUUCUAGACUAAUUGCCGGAUAUCCGAGACUACCGGGUUUGUAUAGUUCGACAUAUGCAUCAGCCAAUGAUCAAAGUUCAGCAUUCUAUCAGACAAAUAGUGCUGCCGCAGCCGCUGCUGCUGCAGCAUCAUUCUAUCCAUCAUUGAGUUCUCAUUAUGAAUUUGACAAAAACAACGGAAAUAGCUGGACGCCGUUGACAGCAGCUGCGGCUGCAUCACAAACAGCAACUACACCCUACCAUACGCCUUAUGAUGCACAUCAUUCAUUCUAUGGUCCAUAUGGUAAUUGUUAUGGAGCUAUCGAUAGUGCUGCCCGACGUAAGAAUGCAACCAGAGAGACGACCAAUACAUUGAAAGCAUGGCUUUAUGAACAUCGAAAGAAUCCUUAUCCAACUAAAGGUGAAAAAAUCAUGCUGGCCAUUAUAACCAAAAUGACAUUGACCCAGGUAUCAACUUGGUUUGCUAAUGCACGAAGACGAUUGAAAAAAGAAAAUAAAAUGACAUGGGAACCAAAAAAUAAAACAAACGAUUCACGCGAUAAUGAUUCGGAUAAAGAUUCACAAAAAAAUACUGACGAUGGCGAUGAUGAUAUGGUGGUGGGAGGAAUACUUGUCAAUAAUAAAAAUCUUGAUAACGGUAAUGGACUACGAAUCAAUAAAGAUCAAGAUGGACGAAUAAUAAACACUAAUAACAACAGUAUUAUAAUCGGUCAAAAUACGAUGGCGACAUCAACUAAUCAUCAUAAUCAUCACAAUAAUCCUCAUCAUUCGCAUCAUCACCAUCAUCAUCAUUUGACCAAAGGUCAUUUACUAUCUAAUCAAAGUGGACAUAAUGUUGUCGGUAUUGGUGGUGGACAAUUACAGCCACCACAACAGCCGAAGGCAACUACAUUAAUUUCACCGCAACCGCCGCCACAUUCAGCACAAACAUUUGGACUUUCAAUGGUUGAAGGUGAUAACACAAUUGAUGGGCAAAGGCCGAAAAUUUGGUCCUUAGCACAAACAGCGACAUCAGCGGAAGCAGCUUCAGCAGCAGCCGCUGCUGCUAGUCUUGCUGGACAUUUAUAUCAUACAACAACAGCAGCUGAUUGGUCAACAGCGGCAGCCGCACAUUAUGCUGCUGCUCAACAAUUUCAAUCUGGACAGAAUUUUUCUGAUAACUUAUCGUUGAUAAAUCCAUUGUCAGAACAUUAUCAUCACCAUCAUCAUAAUCAUCCCCAUUCUACUCAUCAUCAUGUACCAACACAACAAUCAAUAACCUCAAGUACUAACCAUCAACACGUGCAAUCGCCAUCACAUGCACCUAAUAAUUGCAUUAAUCAACAUCAUAAUUUUUAUUCACCACCUCCACCACUUCCGCAAGCUUCUGCAUCUUCAUUAUUAUCAUCAUCAUCGAAACCAAAUGGAUGGAAUGAUGAAACACAGAAUGCACCAUCAUCAAAUGUCAACAAUAAUAAUAAUGUUGGAUUUACAGGAUGUUCACCAUUUCAUCUGGCUACUGGAAAUAUGCCGCUUUAAUAUGAUAAUUAUAAAUACAAAAUUCUUGAUUAGAACCUAGUUUGAAUUGAAAAUUUGCUUUUUUUUCA